CUCCCUCCGCGCCUCAAGCUCGACGAUGCCGACAUAACACUCUCUUACCUCAAGGGCUCAGGCCCCGGGGGGCAAAAAAUUAACAAAACAAAUUCCGCCGUGCAACUAAUUCACCAGCCGACCGGAAUCGUCGUGAAAUCUCAAGCCACAAGAUCACGAGCGCAGAAUGAGAAAUAUGCGCGCCAAAUUCUCGCUGAUAAGGUCGAGCAGGCCCUGAGGGGUGACCAGAGUCGUGUCGCGCUGAAGGCAGAUCGCGAGCGGAAGAAGAAAGCGAGCAAGGUAAAGAAGAAUCGGAGGAAGUAUCGGGAGUUGGAAGACGGGAGGACUGCGGAGGAAGGAGAAGGGGAAGAAAAG
Messenger RNA from Aspergillus versicolor CBS 583.65, 354 nucleotides. Its product is annotated as peptide chain release factor family protein. NCBI's taxonomy places the organism in Eukaryota, Fungi, Ascomycota, Eurotiomycetes, Eurotiales, Aspergillaceae. Gene Ontology annotation, biological process: translational termination. The transcript has 2 exons. Gene Ontology annotation, molecular function: translation release factor activity. Gene Ontology annotation, cellular component: mitochondrion. The record is from RefSeq and is a predicted model, not a curated record. The annotation marks the transcript as partial.